AUGGCGGAGUUAGAUGUUUUCCUGCAGUCCUUUGGUUCUCUCUCCCUGUUCGGGGCUCUGCUGGUCCUGCUGCUGGUUUUAGUCAUCUUUCCCUCCAGCUUCGGCCCAGAGAAACCCAGAAAUGAACCACCAGGACCCACACCACUUCCUCUGAUUGGAAACCUGCUGCAGAUUGACAUGUGGAAUCGGCACGAGUCUUUACUGAAGUUUUACAAGAAAUAUGGAUCAGUCUUCACUAUCUACAUGGGACCCAAGAAAAUGGUCGUCCUGGCCGGAUACAAGACAGUGAAGGAGGCCCUUGUGAACUACGCAGAUGAAUUUGGGGAGAGGCAUCCGGCUAUGAGAGUGAUAAACUCGACAGAGGACCCUGGGGUUGUAUGGUCCAAUGGAGAUUCAUGGAAAGAGAUGAGACGCUUUGCUCUGAUGAACCUGAGAGAUUAUGGGAUGGGCAAGAAGGCAUGUGAGGAUAAAAUCAUUGAGGAGAGUUUCUACCUUACUGAAGAGUUGAAGAAAUUCAAAGUCAGUGGGGAACCCUGUGAUCCAAGCCAACUACUAACAAAUGCAGUCUCUAAUAUCAUCUCCUCCAUGGUCUAUGGCAGCAGAUUUGACUAUGAGGACCCCGAAUUUAUAGCCUUGAUAGAUCGAAUGAGCAGGUCUAUAAAACUUAUGGCCACCCCAUCGAUGCAGUUCUACAAUGUAUUCCCUGCUAUUGGAAAAUGGUUCUCUGGCGCUCAAAAGGAAUUCCAGGAAUUGCAGGUUCUGGUCAGAGAAUACAAUUUAAAAGUGUUCCGUCAAUUAAAAGAAACCCUCAAUCCACACAUGUGCAGAGGAUUUGUGGACGCCUUUUUUGUCCGACAACAACAACAACUGAAGGAGUCUGGGGUUAUUGACCGUCACUUCCAGGAUGCAAAUCUUCACAGAACUGUACAACAGCUAUUUAGUGCUGGUACCGAAACAACAGCAACUACAUUCAGAUGGAUUCUUCUGUUUAUGAUCAAGUACCCAAAGAUACAAGACCAGGUCCAAGAGGAGAUCAGCAGGGUGGUAGGAAGUCGAAAACUUCAGUACGAAGAUCGAAAUAACCUGCCCUUCACUAACGCUGUCAUCCAUGAAUCGCAGAGACUGGCCAGUAUCUUACCCACGUCUGUUCCCCACAGAACGAGCAAAGAUGUCACCUUCCAGGGUUACUUUAUUGAGAAGGGGACAGUAGUGAUACCUCUCUUGGCUUCUGUUCUGCACGAUGAGACUGAGUGGGAGAAACCACACAGUUUCCAUCCUGCUCACUUCCUGGACAAAGAUGGAAAGUUUGUGAAGCGAGAUGCCUUCAUGCCUUUUUCUGCAGGUCGCAGGGUCUGUCUUGGUGAGGGUCUGGCUAGGAUGGAGCUCUUCCUCUUCUUUGCCACCCUCCUGCAAAACUUUCGCCUCACUCCUCCACCUGGAGUUUCAGAGGAUGACCUGGAUCUGACUCCACAAUUAUUAGCCCCCCUCAGCCCUCAACCAUAUAAACUGUGUAUAGUCCCACGUACUUGA
Sphaeramia orbicularis (orbiculate cardinalfish) is the source of this 1530-nucleotide messenger RNA. Its product is annotated as cytochrome P450 2K1-like. The coding region runs from base 1 to 1530 and encodes 509 amino acids. The transcript is spliced from 10 exons. Gene Ontology annotation, biological process: xenobiotic metabolic process. Lineage: Eukaryota; Metazoa; Chordata; Actinopteri; Kurtiformes; Apogonidae. Gene Ontology annotation, molecular function: iron ion binding; heme binding; oxidoreductase activity, acting on paired donors, with incorporation or reduction of molecular oxygen, reduced flavin or flavoprotein as one donor, and incorporation of one atom of oxygen. The record is from RefSeq and is a predicted model, not a curated record. Gene Ontology annotation, cellular component: intracellular membrane-bounded organelle; cytoplasm.